UGCGUGGGGGCGGAGACGGCAGAGCUGCGAUGGCGGACUCGCUGCCUCUGGAGAUGCUCACAUAUAUCCUGAGCUUCCUGCCUCUGUCAGAUCAGAAAGAGGCCUCCCUUGUGAGUCGGGCCUGGUACUGUGCAGCCCAGAAUGCCCUUCGGGAGACAAAUGUGCGCUACAACAUUCCCGUGUCCUCUGCCUCACUCUCAGCCAUCAAGAGUUUGGGCCUCAGGGGCAUUUCAUGCAUCAGCUUGACCAACCUGGACGGCUCGCCAGCUUCGCACCAGGUACUGCAGUCUGUUGCUUACCACUUAGGCCCACACCUGGAAAGCUUGUGCCUGGGUGGGGGCAGCCCCACAGAGGCGUCCUUCUUGGCCCUGAUCCUGGGAUGCCCAGUCCUUCGUACGCUUGAUCUCAGUGGCUGCAACAGUCUCUUCACAUCAGGCACUCUGUUGGCCCAGCCUGAGACAGCACAGUGUGUCCGAGAGGCAUUGAGUGGCCUCCGUGAUCUUAACCUGGCUGGCCUGCGUGACCUGACUGACCUCAGCUUCAACCAUCUCAGUAGUUGUUUCCCCAGCCUGGAGCGCCUCUCCUUGGCUUACUGCCAUCUUUCCUUUGAGUUAAGCCCAACCUGGGGCUCCAUCAGCCCCCAGGUCUCCUCUCCCUCCCAGCUUUCCUUCCACAACUUGCUGAAGUUCAUCAAGGAGCGAGCUGGCACGCUGCGUGCCCUAGACCUCAGUGGUACUGGUUUGCCCCCGGAGGCCCUACAAGCCCUGGGCCAAGUGACUGGAUUGAAGUUGGAGGAGCUGAAUCUGCACAGCUGCAGAGACCUCUCCUCAGAGGCUGUGACCAUCCUGUGCUGCCAGCAGCCUGGUCUUACUUCCCUGGACCUUAGUGGCUGCUCAGACCUGACCGAUGGGGCACUCUUGGCUGUGAGCCGAGGCCUACGCCACCUGCGGCACUUGAGUCUGAAGAAACUGCAGAGACUGACAGAUGCAGGGUGUGCAGCCCUAGGGGCCCUGCGUGAAUUGCAGAGCCUAGACAUGGCCGAAUGCUGUCUGGUGAGCGGUCGGGAGCUGGCCCAGGUCCUAGGCUCAGUUCGCAGAGCUCCACGUGCACUGACUUCCCUCAGGCUGGCUUACUGCUCUUCACUGAAGGAUGCCUCGGUGCUCUCCAUGAUCCCAGCAUUGGGCCCAAGCCUCAAGGUGCUGGACUUGUCCUCCUGCAUGGCCCUCACUAACCAGACCAUGCAGGCCAUAUGCACCUACCUCAUUCACCUGUCAGUCCUGCGCCUGGCUUGGUGCAAGGAGCUCCAGGAUUGGGGGCUUUUGGGGUUGAAGGAGCCAAGUGAUGAGCCUGUGCUAAGUCCUCAGCUACACCAGGAGGUGGACAAUGAGGCUCCAGAUCCUCAGGAGCCCAGUUCUGAGCCACAGGGCUCCUCCCUGCUCAUGCUUCAGGCCCUGCAGGAGUUGGACCUCACAGCCUGCAGUAAGCUGACUGAUGCCAGUUUGGCCAAGGUGCUCCAGUUCCCUCAGCUGAGGCAGUUAUCAUUGAGCUUGUUGCCAGCUUUCACAGACAUGGGCUUGGUGGCUGUGGCUAGGGGCUGUCCUAGCCUGGAGCGCUUGACAUUGAGUCACUGCAGCCACCUCAGUGACGAGGGAUGGGCCCAGGCAGCCAGGUUGUGGCCAAGGCUACAACAUCUCAACCUGUCCAGCUGCAGUCAGCUUACAGAGCAAACUCUGGAUACAAUUGGGCAGGCAUGCAAGCAGCUUCGAGUGUUGGACGUGGCCAUGUGUCCUGGUAUCAACAUGGCAGCCGUCAGACACUUUCAGGCACAGCUGCCUCAGGUGACCUGCAUCCAGUCUCGCUUCGUGGGAGGGGCUGACCUGACCCUAACACUUUGAGGCCAGGUCAGUAACUAGCCCUGAAGCUCAUCUUCCCUCACCACUAUAGUCCUAGCCCAGCCAGGCCUGUGGACCUGAGUUUGCCCCAGUGCCUCCUGCCUGCCUUCCCCUGUUCUAGAACCUUUUCUAAGACUCUGGACAGAACCAAUCCAGGGAUCUUGCAGCACUAGUGUACCCCACAGAUGGCAGCCACCUCUUCCCAGCUACACUUGCUGCCAUGGGCCCCUCUAAAGGUCAGACCCACAGGUGAGCUGGGCCUGGUGCUGGGGAUGGCCAGACUCUGCCUCUUGCCAGCCACCUACUUAGACUAAAGCCUUUGUUCUGCCUGUUCCCAGGGGUAGGGUGAGGGUGGGGUCUCUUCCAGUCCUUCAGAGCUUUAGCAGCCAGCCACCAACUUCAUUGUAAACCCAAACAAGAUUAAAAAUUCCAGAUCUUA
Molecule: messenger RNA, 2331 nt
Organism: Mus caroli (Ryukyu mouse)
Lineage: Eukaryota; Metazoa; Chordata; Mammalia; Rodentia; Muridae
Product: leucine-rich repeat-containing protein 29-like
Biological process (GO): SCF-dependent proteasomal ubiquitin-dependent protein catabolic process
Cellular component (GO): SCF ubiquitin ligase complex
Molecular function (GO): protein binding
Source: RefSeq, a predicted model, not a curated record